Acaulospora morrowiae is the source of this 165-nucleotide messenger RNA. Lineage: Eukaryota; Fungi; Glomeromycota; Glomeromycetes; Diversisporales; Acaulosporaceae. The record is from the annotation of a GenBank genome assembly.
AUGUCUGAUGAAUUCCAAAUUACCAACGGCCCCGACCAAAAAUAUUACAAAAAAUAUAACAAAAACAUCUUCUUCUCUUACCCUUCUUCAUCCACUUCUUUUCAGUCGGGAUACCUUGGUAUUGGUCCUUCAAAAAUUUCUGGGUUCCUGCACAUUCGAUCUCCC